AAUUAUUUCCAAUUUAAAAUAUUUAACUUAUUUAAUUAGAUUCAAUUAGUAUCAGACUGAAAUGUUUGGUAAUGUUUUUACGUGUUAUAUAUUCACGGCAGCAAUAAAACCACGUAACUUCUCACCUCGGACCCGCAAGGCUGGAGGUCAAGUCAACCCUCUCUGUUUCUUCACUUGCGAACGUCUGCAGAGAACCUUCCAUGAAGGCCAAGCAAGGCCAAAAGACUACAAAACCACCCCAACUGAGUCUACUGAUUUCCAUGCUUCCUCCUUCUUACUCAAUCAUUGUUUCUCCACGUAUUAUUUCAUUGCUUUUUUCUUCGUUCGAAUUUUCAAUUCCUUGCCACUGACGUAUAAAAGUUUCCGGUUUCACACUUGGAUUCUUUGUUUCACGGCCUCUGUUUUGCCUGUAUCGGUUUUGCUCUCUUCUUCUUCUUGGGACUUUUAUUUUGGGUUUUCAGAGGAGGAGUCAAGAAAGUUCAGCUCUGUGCUCAUGGGGUCUUGCUUCAGUGCUAGAAUCAAAGCCGAGAGUCCUACGCACCAUGAAAGUGCAGAAACGGUUUCAAAGAACAGCAGCAGGGAUGCAAAUGAUCUGAGCUGUUCAAGCCGCAAGUUUUCAUCUCUCUCACUCUUGAUGCCUCAGCGGACAGAGGGAGAGAUCUUGCAGUCCUCUAAUUUGAAGAGCUUCAGCUUUAAUGAAUUGAAAACAGCCACUAGGAACUUCCGGCCAGAUAGUGUUUUAGGUGAAGGUGGUUUUGGUUGUGUCUUUAAGGGUUGGAUUGAUGAACAUUCCUUUGCACCUGCUAAGCCUGGAACUGGGAUGGUUAUUGCAGUAAAGAGGCUAAGCAAAGAAGGUUUCCAAGGUCAUCAGGAAUGGUUGGCAGAAAUCAAAUACCUGGGUCAACUGUAUCAUCCUAAUCUUGUGAAACUAAUUGGUUACUGCUUGGAGGAUGUCCACCGACUUCUGGUUUAUGAAUUUAUGCCCAGAGGCAGCUUAGAGAAUCAUCUAUUUAGAAGGAAUGCUCAACCUCUUUCUUGGAACGACCGGAUGAAGAUUGCCCUUGGUGCUGCAAAGGGCCUAGCAUUUCUUCAUAGUGAUGAGGCAAAAGUCAUCUAUCGAGACUUCAAAACUUCAAAUGUUUUGCUUGAUUCGAACUAUAGUGCAAAACUCUCUGACUUUGGCUUGGCCAAGGAUGGACCAACAGGUGAUAGAACCCAUGUCUCUACAAGGGUCAUGGGUACCUAUGGCUAUGCUGCUCCUGAAUAUGUGGCAACAGGUCAUUUAACUGCCAGAAGUGACAUAUACAGUUUUGGGGUUGUUCUCCUCGAAAUGUUAUCUGGGAGACGAGUAUUGGACAAGAACAGGCCAUCCAGAGAACAGGAUUUGAUCGAAUGGGCCAAGCCUUACCUUAACAGCAAACGCAAAGUUUUCCAAGUUAUGGAUGCUCGCAUUGAAAAUCAAUACCCAUUGGAUGCAGCGAGGAAAGCUGCUACUCUAGCACUCCAAUGUCUCUCAGCAGAUCCUAAGCUCAGGCCAAGCAUGAACGCAGUAGUGAAAGCACUAGAGCAACUUCAGGAACCUGAUGUCAACGAGGCAGGCUCUCAAAUUGCAACUUCCCAAAGUUCAGAUCACACUUCGAGGAAUGAUCCUCAAGGGAAAACUGUUGGGUAACUUGGGUGUACUGCUGGUGGAAAAGCUCCUUCUUGGGGCGCACCAGGGCCAUCUGCUUCUCCACUUCAUACAUAGUUUAAGGAUAAUACAUGAUAUGAUCCCUGUGUUACUAAUUUGCGCAGAUGACAUUUGUAUGUAUAUCAUAUAUUGUAACCUGACUCUCACCAUGUAUGCCGGCUGUUGAUAGUUUGUACAGUUUUUCAAUUCCCUGAUAUUUUCGUUACAUUUUUACUCACGGAAUAAAUAAUAUAUGAAUAA
This is a messenger RNA of Rubroshorea leprosula, 1930 nucleotides long. NCBI's taxonomy places the organism in Eukaryota, Viridiplantae, Streptophyta, Magnoliopsida, Malvales, Dipterocarpaceae. The record is from the annotation of a GenBank genome assembly.